AUGGAUAGCAUCUCCAUGCCUAGCAUGGAUCCGGCCGCAACACCAUGGGCUGGGCCUUUUGUUGCCCUAAUCGCACCUAUAUAUACCCGAAGAGCUUUCGAAGCCAAGGGUGCUGAAAAACCGACUGUUGUGCAUUUUAUUUUCAUCGUGGAGUUCAAGUUUGCCCAGGCGGCCCAUGUGAUACAUUUUUAUGAGGAUCUCUUUUCUGAGCCGAUUUUUGAACCGGUGGAUAGAUCUUGGAUUUCUGGUUACAUUCCGGCUUCAGUCACCUCAGCCCAGGCUGCUAUGCUCACAACUCCUCCUUCUGCUGAGGAUAUUCGUCUGUCUGUUUUCUCCAUGGAUAGGAAUAGUGCCCCUGGUCCUGACGGGUUUAAUGGCGCUUUCUUUCAGCAUUCCUAUCUCCCCCAUGGUCUCAACUCCAACUUACUUUGUCUUCUCCCCAAGAAGACUGAUGCGGUUCUUGUUUCUGACUUCCGGCCUAUUGUGUUGGGAAAUUUCUUUUUCAAAGUCAUCACCAAGAUUCUUGCCUCUAGGUUGAAUGAAGUAGCUGCUGCUAUUGUCUCGGCCAAUCAGUUUGGGUUAAUCUCUGGGCGUUCUAUACAGGAAUGUAUUAUGCUGGCCUCUGAAGGAGUGAAUUGCACGGAGCGCUCGGUUCAAGGGAGGAACAUGGCUCUUAAGGUUGAUAUUAAGAAAGCUUUCGAUACUCUGAAUUGGGACUUUGUGGAGGUUGUGCUGGAUUGCUUUGGUUUCCCUCAGACUUUCAGACACUGGAUUAGAGGAGAUCCUUUGUCACCGGUUCUGUUUGGACUGGCGGAGGAGGUUUUGAGUCGUAUGCUUUCGGAUGCUGCUGAUAGGGGCUUCAUCGCUCCUACGUGGCGCAGCUGCAGGAUGAUUGAAUCGAUUCUUAACAUCUAUGCUUCGGUUUCUAGUCAGUUCUACAAUAAGGCCAAAUCCAAGGUUUUCUUUGGCAAAGAUGUUUCUGUUCAGAUGAGACGUCGGCUGCAGCGGGAUCUGGGUUUUUCCACUGGCUCCCUUCCUUUUAUCUAUUUGGGAGUCCCCAUUUUUGUCGGUCGAGCUACUGCUGCCCGUCUUAUCAGCAUUCGUGAUCGCAUCAUCGCUCAUUUUCCUAGAUGGCAGGGCAUGCAGUUGUCUAUGGCAGGUCGCCUUUGCCUCGUCACUUCUGUCAUUCAGAGCGUGGCAGUUCACAGUAUGCUGAUUUAUCGUUGGCCGGCUAAGUUACUUCAUGAUUUGGAUAGGGCUUGUUGGUCGUUUAUCUGGACUGGCUGCACUACUUCUAGGCCUCAGUCUUCUGUGGCUUGGAAUCGGGUUUGCGCCCCCAAGGCUCAGGGGGGGCUUAAUGUGAAGUCCUUUACGCACAUCAGUCAGAGUUUCUUGCUGAGAUUAGGCUGGUUGCUGAUUACUACGGACUCGAUGGGUUUCCGGUUAUUUCGCCAGCGUUAUCUGGAUGCAUGCCUGAGACCUCGCUCUCCUUGGUUCUCUUCUACGAUUUGGUUGGGCACUCGGGCUGCUAUACAGACUCUUGUCAGUGACACCCAUUGUUCUAUCGGAUCUGGCUCUACAAUUUUGUUUUUGACUGAUAACUGGUCUUUCCGGACAUUGCUUUUGAUAUUAUCUCGGUUCCUAUUAGCGGGGGAGAGGACUGAAGAGCUUGGAUCCAUUCUCACUUUGGUGAAGUCUCCGCGUCGCUUGCUAUGGAUCACAUUCGCCCCAGUUUUCCGAUCGUUGAUUGGGGUAAGUGGAUUUGGGCUCCGUUUAUCCCAAUGCGCCGUUCCAUUGUCACUUGGCGGCUGGUUCAGGGUGGAUGGUCCGCUGAUUUACGACAUUGGGAGUCUGCUUCUCUGGGCUAUGAAGGUGCAAACUAGCAAGCAGGUUGAUAACCUUUGGCGGAUUGGUGUUAUGUCCACUGUUUGGAGCAUCUGGAAUAUUCGUAAUAGAGUUGUGUUUGAUGAGGCUCCUGUCUCUGCGAGGGCGCUUUCAAUCCAGAUCAAAGCUUUUAUCUUGGAAACUUCCUACUUAUGUUCUGGUGAGAUGGCCAACUCUGUCGAGGACUUACUGAUCCUUCAUGGUCUUGGGGUGCCGGGCAGACCUCGUCGUCCGCUCUCUUAUGUCUAUGUUUACUGGAUCCCUCCCCCGGCCCCGUGGUGCAAAAUUAAUAUUGAUGGUUCUGUUCACGGCUCCCCUCUUCACAUUCAUGCUGGAGGCGUUAUUAGAGACUCCUCUCAUGUUCUGGGCUGUUUUCAUUUCUCUGCUGGGCGUGGUUGGGCGUUCGAGGCGGAGCUGCUUGCUCUCGUCAUUGCUUUGGAGCAGACGGUCUUUCAUGGUUGGAGUCAUGUUUGGAUUGAGACUGAUUGCACCUAUCUGGUGGACCUUUUUCGGUCCCACUCUGACACUGUUCCUUGGAGAUUCCUUAGUCGUUGGCGUAAGGUUCUUGCUUCUAUCGUGAAUUUCCAUAUUAUUAUUACUCACAUCUACAGGAAAGGGAACCGGGUUGCGGAUUGCUUGGCUUCUUCGGUGGUGGACGAAGGUUACUGGAAUUUUGCGAUCCCGGAGAUUCUCCAUCUGGUUCGCGAUGACAUAAGACAGAUAUCAGCUUCUAAUUUUCAGACUUUUUGCCUCUCUUGCGCCUUUGGUUCUGUUUGGAUCAUCGAGGACCUGGUUCGUGUGGUGAGAUCAGUGAAGAGCUCGAAGGGCGGCGUUGAGCUUGGCUCUGGGGCUUGA
Salvia miltiorrhiza (redroot sage) is the source of this 2739-nucleotide messenger RNA. RefSeq lists its product as uncharacterized. Lineage: Eukaryota; Viridiplantae; Streptophyta; Magnoliopsida; Lamiales; Lamiaceae. Gene Ontology annotation, molecular function: RNA-DNA hybrid ribonuclease activity; nucleic acid binding. The record is from RefSeq and is a predicted model, not a curated record. The transcript has 8 exons. Bases 1 to 2739 code for a protein of 912 amino acids.